ACCAACCAGCGUAAGAUAUGGAUGUCAGUUAGUGUCUUCUUUCUUGGAGUUUUAUUUCGGAUCUUUCCUUUCUGCAUUGCCACGAAUUAAAGUGUAUUGGUUUUAGAAUCAGGAAUACACAUCGUACAUACAUUUGAAUUUAGUACGAUGGACGUACGCGUUAUACUGCUAACCCUGACGGCUGUCAUCAACACCGUCCUGGGACAAAUUAACAAUAUAGGCUAUCCCAGUGAAAGAUUUUCUCAAGCUCAGCUUGGGUCAUCAUUUGGGUCCGAACGAGGCGCACAGUUUGGUGACCAAACUACGACCCAGUUCAGAGGCCCUACUGAUCAACAACUGAGGGGUCAAUCAGGUGCACGGUUUAUUGGGCAAGCCGGUGCACAGUUUAUUGGGCAAGCCGAUGCACAGUUCAGAGGCCAAGCCGAUGCACAGUUCGGGAGUCAGACGAGGUCGCCGUCCAUAGGGCAGAGUUUAGACCGAGGCUCAAGUGGGCGUACAUCACAGGGGUUUAUCCACCAAGAACAGCCGAGAUUUCCCGCUGACACAACAGUCGAUUUCUUCAACAGCAACCUGCAGCUAGACACAAUAGCCUCCCGCAUGGAUCUUGGUGGUGGGUCUUCACAUGGAUCGGGCCGGAGAUCACCUCCUAGAAGUAUCGGUGGGGUGCGCAGAGUAGCUUCCGGUAUCCAGGAGGACCCGUCCUUUAUACAGCGAAUUCUUGGCAGCACGGUAGCUGGCAGGGAACUGAGAAUGGGGGAGAUGGACCUACCGCGGCACGGUGGUGCCGGUAUCGGGGAGCGGCACGCCGACGGGUUGCUCGAUGGCUGGGACGGUAACCCACAGACGCUUAUGAACCAGUUCAAUCGCGGUCCAUCCGGUCCACCCACGUGGUCUGACCCAUUCAAUGGCCGCCGCAUCCCGCAGGUUCCCGUGGGAUUCAACGGCAACUUUGCCUCCAUCAGAGGCUUUGGCCGGGUCCCGCCCGUCAGACCGCGCCGCCGUUGGUGAACAACACGAAGCUACGAUAACCACAUUCGUCAAGCACGUUCCCGUGUAUAAUUACGUUUUGUGCAAUAAAUACACAUAAAUAUAUUUAUUGACUGUUUAAACCGUGACUUACCUAAAUUGUUAUGCAUUACAUAAAUAAAACAUGAUCUACUCUUUUA
Messenger RNA from Mya arenaria, 1166 nucleotides. RefSeq lists its product as uncharacterized. The coding region runs from base 148 to 1008 and encodes 286 amino acids. The transcript has 6 exons. The record is from RefSeq and is a predicted model, not a curated record. Lineage: Eukaryota; Metazoa; Mollusca; Bivalvia; Myida; Myidae.